This is a messenger RNA of Zasmidium cellare ATCC 36951, 564 nucleotides long. RefSeq lists its product as uncharacterized. Bases 1 to 564 code for a protein of 187 amino acids. The record is from RefSeq and is a predicted model, not a curated record. Gene Ontology annotation, molecular function: ubiquitin conjugating enzyme activity. Gene Ontology annotation, biological process: ubiquitin-dependent protein catabolic process; protein polyubiquitination. Gene Ontology annotation, cellular component: nucleus. NCBI's taxonomy places the organism in Eukaryota, Fungi, Ascomycota, Dothideomycetes, Mycosphaerellales, Mycosphaerellaceae. The transcript is spliced from 6 exons.
AUGAGCAGUCCGAAGCGCAGAAUCGAGACGGAUGUCAUGAAGAUGCUCAUGAGCGAUUAUGAGGUCACCCUGGUCAAUGACAAUAUGCAGGAGUUCUACGUGAGGUUUAAGGGGCCCGAAGAGACACCAUUCCAAGGCGGUCUCUGGAAAAUUCACGUCGAACUACCAGACCAGUAUCCUUACAAGAGCCCCAGCAUCGGCUUCGUCAACCGGAUCUUCCAUCCCAAUAUCGACGAACUGUCAGGUAGCGUGUGCCUCGACGUUAUCAACCAGACCUGGUCGCCGAUGUACGACAUGAUCAACAUCUUCGAGGUCUUUCUGCCGCAGCUCUUGCGGUAUCCCAACCCGACAGAUCCCCUCAAUGGGGAGGCCGCCGCCUUGAUGAUGAGGGAUGUGAAAGGGUAUGACUCAAAGGUCAAAGAAUACGUGGCGAAGUAUGCAUCGAAGGAGAACGUCGACGACGGCGCGGGAGACUCGAACGAUAGCGACGAAAUGAGCUCGGUGGGAAGUUAUGACGAAGACGAAGAAGACGAGGAGCCCGCUGGAACCAUGGACGAAGUAUGA